AUGACUGAGACCCCAAUGUUACCACUGUUCAACCCAUUGGAUAAAGAUUUAUCAAUCAAGUGGAAGAAACCUGAAAAGAAGAUUUUUUCAAGUGUUGACAUUCCAUUUUUCCAGAAAUCAAGAGCUAUAGCAAAUAUAAAUGGGAUUGUAUCGUUGAUAUGUACCAAAGUUUCGGCAACCAAUGUCCCAGAUGAUGCAUUGGAAUCAAAGUAUGUUGAAUUUGAGAAAAAGAAUAGCCAUAUUACAAAUACGAAUCAACAGAAGAAUUAUUCACUUCCUCCGAAAUUUGUAAAAGAGUUACCACUAGGUCUUGUCAGUCAGGCAAUUGUUCAGAUAUUAGACGAAUUGAAAAAUAUCAUGUCAGAUACACCACCAAUAAACGGUCCCAAGAGAUAUGGGAAUUUAGCGUAUUCACAAUGGUUUAAGAAAGUAGACCUAGAAAUUGAUCGGAUUUUGGAUGACACAGUAGGGAAACUAAUACACACAUUGAAUUAUACCGGUUUUAAAGAUGAACUACGCUAUUAUAUAAUGGGAUCCUUUGGUUCUUAUAUAAGGUUAGAUUACGGGACCGGUCAUGAAUUAUCUUACAUUGCAUUUUUAGGUUGCCUUACAAUGAUUGGCAUUAUUGAUAGGGAGAAAUUCACAGGAAGUGAAUGGCUAUUUGUUCUUGCAAAAUACUAUGAUCUUAUCAAAGCUUUAAUUUUGCGGUAUACGCUUGAACCAGCGGGAAGUCAUGGAGUCUGGGGGCUAGAUGAUCAUUUCCAUCUUAUAUAUGUUUUUGGAGCUUGCCAAUUGGUAAAUUUUAAAGAAAUAGGUAAUGAUAAAUUUGAUAUGAACGAAGAAAGAGCCAAAAUCCUGAACUUCCGGAUGGGUGUGACUCCGUCUUCGACAACGAACCCCGAAACUUUGAAAAAUUUAAGGCUUAAGAAUUUAUUUUUUAAUGCAAUAUCAUUUAUUAAACUAGUCAAGACAGGGCCCUUUAACGAACAUUCACCAAUAUUGUACGAAAUAUCAGCCACAAGAAGUUGGGAAAAAGUUGCUAGAGGUACGCUUAGAAUGUAUUAUGGUGAAGUACUAUCAAAACAUCCGGUUGUCCAGCAUUUUUACUUUGGUGGUGUAUUUUAUCCAUGGGAAGAUUUACAAGGGAAUGAAUUACCAUCAUCGGGAAGCGAUGAGGAGGAUUAUGAAGAUGGGAAGUCCCAUAUUGACAAAUCUGAUGCAAUAGUUGCAACCACUAAAACUGGCAUGACUAUACGUAAUGAUAGGAAACUUGACAAUAAUACUCGAUUUCAUAUGAACGGUCAUAAUCAGAAUAGGUUUCCAAUGGGUAGUAGUGGUGCUAGUAGUAAAAGAUAA
Pichia kudriavzevii is the source of this 1356-nucleotide messenger RNA. RefSeq lists its product as uncharacterized. The transcript has a single exon. Gene Ontology annotation, molecular function: peptidyl-prolyl cis-trans isomerase activity; protein tyrosine phosphatase activator activity. Gene Ontology annotation, cellular component: cytoplasm; nucleus; protein phosphatase type 2A complex. Gene Ontology annotation, biological process: mitotic spindle organization. The coding region runs from base 1 to 1356 and encodes 451 amino acids. Lineage: Eukaryota; Fungi; Ascomycota; Pichiomycetes; Pichiales; Pichiaceae. The record is from RefSeq and is a predicted model, not a curated record.